GGUUGAACUCAUUUUUGUUCUCAAAAUGUAUGUGAAAUGGCUUUCUUUACUUAUAAUAUUAUGUAUUAUUAAGGCAACUGUAUGCCAGAAUUUAACACACUACAAGAAACUACACAAUGACUUAUUCAAUGACUAUAAUCCAGAUAUAACACCAUUUGACACUGAAAAUGGCAAUUCAAAUAAAAAGUGGAUUAAGUUUCAGUUUUAUAACCUUGGAAUAAACCAUUAUGAUGAAGUAGAUGGAAUAUUAUCUUUGACUGCAAUGACAAUUCUCACAUGGAUGGACUCUUCACUGCGAUGGAAACCGUCUGACUUUAACAAUAUUACACAAAUUACUGUUUAUACAGGUACAGUCUGGUUCCCAUAUAUCAUUCUAUUGAAUGAUGCAAACAAACUUGAACCGUUUGACAGUACCAGUCCUUCCAAAGUCAGCAUUUCAUAUAAUGGGAACAUAGAUUGGUCCCCUACUCAUGUUAUCAACUCUAAAUGUCCAGCUAAUAUGAGAAAAUUUCCAUUUGAUGAACAAAAAUGUUCAUUAACAUUUUUAGUAUGGGAACCAAGUAAGCAGAUAUAUCUUGAACCAGUAUCAAUGCCAUACAGUGACUAUUUUGAAGCUAAAAGCCCAGAUUGGAUAGUACAAAGUUGGGAAGUAACACCUGAUAAACAAGGAAAUAUAUCUUUGGCAGUUGUUCUGAAUAUCAAACGUGAACCACUAUAUUAUAUCAUCCUGGUAUUUACGCCAAUAGCCGUAUUAGCAUUACUGAAUCCACUUGUAUUUCUGCUUCCACAAAACUCUGGUGAAAGAAUAUCUUAUGGAAUGACAAUAUUGCUUUCAUUCGUGGUCUUCUUGACACUGGCGUCUGAUAAAAUACCAGCUACAUCAAAUCCAAUAUCAUUUCUGAUUGUCUUCAUCGUCUUAGUGUUUAUUGCAAGUGCUGUCAUACUGUUGUUCAAUAUCUUCAACUGCUACUUUUUUCACAAAAAAGACAAGGAAAUCAAAGGAUUUUUGAAGAAUAUAGCAAAGAUUUUGUGCAGAAAAGAGAGAAAGGAGAAGUUCUCUGCAAAUGAUGAAAUUACCAUCUUCUACAAAGACAUAGCAUUAUAGUUAGACAAGUUCUGUUUUGUAAUGUCUUAUAUUUUUAUGUUUAGCUUGAUAACUGUAUAUUUCAUUAUAUUACUUUACUGAAUAGUAAAAGAAUACGAAUUUAUUACA
Messenger RNA from Mytilus trossulus (common blue mussel), 1213 nucleotides. RefSeq names its product acetylcholine receptor subunit beta-type lev-1-like. Gene Ontology annotation, biological process: chemical synaptic transmission; signal transduction; monoatomic ion transmembrane transport. Gene Ontology annotation, molecular function: transmitter-gated monoatomic ion channel activity involved in regulation of postsynaptic membrane potential; transmembrane signaling receptor activity; excitatory extracellular ligand-gated monoatomic ion channel activity. Gene Ontology annotation, cellular component: synapse; neuron projection; plasma membrane. The coding region runs from base 26 to 1105 and encodes 359 amino acids. The transcript has a single exon. The record is from RefSeq and is a predicted model, not a curated record. NCBI's taxonomy places the organism in Eukaryota, Metazoa, Mollusca, Bivalvia, Mytilida, Mytilidae.